Messenger RNA from Emys orbicularis (European pond turtle), 2740 nucleotides. RefSeq names its product A-kinase anchoring protein 1 (gene AKAP1). Bases 1 to 2694 code for a protein of 897 amino acids. Lineage: Eukaryota; Metazoa; Chordata; Testudines; Emydidae. The transcript has 10 exons. Gene Ontology annotation, molecular function: RNA binding; protein kinase A regulatory subunit binding. The record is from RefSeq and is a predicted model, not a curated record. Gene Ontology annotation, cellular component: mitochondrion; membrane.
AUGGCUUUACGCUUCCGCACUUUCUUCCCGUACGCCUUACCUGGAGUGCUGGCACUUAUUGGUUGGUGGUGGUUUUUUUCUCGUAAAAAGGAGCGUACAAGCAAUCACGACAGGCAAGCAUUAGCUGGCGUGGAAGAUCAGAGGAUUGAACCUCCCAUAAAGGAACCUCUGUCCAGAGAAGAAGUAAAUGCUACUAAAGAACUGCCUGUGCCCUUGGAAGAGGACUGCCCAGAGAAUGAAACCUUAACUUCCCAGCUGUCCGUAGGGUUAAUGACACCCUCUCUGGCAUGUGACGCUCAACAGAGAUUAGAUUCCUCCAGGGACCAUCCUGCCACCGCAGUAAUGACCGUCGAAUUGGGCACGUUUGAGGACGACAGUGAAAAACUGGAAAGAGCAGCGUCUCGAGAUGAAACCGGGUCCCUUGCACAAGUGUCUCCCCCUUCAGCCCCGAAGAGUGUCGAGUGCUGUGACAAUGGUGCGCUUGUUACCAAGCGGGAGUCCGCUUUCAGUGGAAUCCCAGAGCAGCAGCCAUUGGUGUGUUCCGUGGUAGAGUCAGUACAAGAGUCUUUGGGAAAGACUGGGGAAAGCGGUGAAGCAGAAAUGACAUACGAUUCUUUGGAGAAUCCAUCUAAGGAAAUCCGGUGCCUAGCGGCUAUGUCCUCAGACACUGGCUGCCUGCCGGCCCUGGGCUCUGAACCAGAGGAUUCAGCCACCGCCCAACCUGCCAUUUUAGAUGAAGAUGAUAGUGAGGAAGUCGAGGGCACUGUCCCCGGGCAGAGAGAGUCUGUAGUUGGGAAGUUACUGAAUAAUUGUGUAGAGUCUGCUGGCUUGGACCUGUCCAGGGAAGAGGAGAUGUCUGAGAUGACUGUCAGUACUGUGCUUAAAUGUCAUGGAAGGGAAGAGAAGUGCUACAGGGAUACGCAGUCGAAAGGAGAUGGUUUGGAAAGAGAGAGAAUUGGAGGAGUGAGUUUAGACAAAGAUGAAGUUGAGAAAAUUGAGCAAGCAGCCAUACAGAUUAUUUCCAAAGUCAUCUUAGCAGCUACCGAGGAAGUGCUGUCUAGUUCAGUAAGCGAUGUGUCCAGUAGGAUCUGUGAAGUCGCAGUCAGCCGGGUUGAUAGACCGCUGGAGAGAGUGAGCAUUUCAUCCGAUGAGAUGCUUGCAGUGGAAUCUAGCAGAGGGAAUGAAGUCGUUUCCACAGAGAAUGUCGCAACGAUACCUGUUCCCCUAUCGGAAGAGAAACUCCAUCGUUACGUGUCGUAUUCCAGCUGUUUGAAAUACGGGCGCUUAUCUAACCCAGUGCAGGUAGACCCAAAAGACCAUCGGCCAAAGAAAUCUGUGCACAGUGAAACACAAGGAGAUAACCGGACUUUGGUUACGAACAAUGGAGAGUCGUUCGAAGAGUCGCAUGCAGUAACGGAGGAUUCUGGGUGCAGCGCAUGUACGUCUGAAGAUGGGACGAACGUUGAGGAUCCCUUGCAAAGCACGUCACUGUCUCUCCUAUCAGGCCAGCAUUCAGACUUGCUGAGCAUGUCUGUGAUCCAGGACGCUUCCACAGAGCAAAACGUGGCACAGAGUGAGAAACCUCAGACCCCUAUAUUAGGGGAAGACAAAGUGCCAUACAGCAAUGGAGUGCUGAAAGGGGACAGUGCAGAUCUGAGACAUGAGAAGCACUGGACAGCGGAGACAGAUGCAGAUCACUCAGGAGGUUCAGAUGUAAAUAGCAUGGAUUCUGUGGACAGUGGCUGUGCCCUUGGGAAGACGGAGAGUUGCCAGAACUCCAAGCCAGGAGUAGAAUCCAAUAAGUCUGAGCUCACUAUCUGGGAGAUAGAGGUGCCAAAGCACUUGGUUGGCCGGCUGAUUGGCAAGCAGGGAAGAUAUGUGAGUUUUCUGAAGCAAACUUCUGGUGCCAAAAUUUAUAUUUCAACGCUACCUUACACCCAAGAUGUCCAAAUUUGUCACAUAGAAGGCUCUCAGCAUCAUGUAGACAAAGCGCUGAGUCUGAUUGGUAAGAAGUUCAAGGAGCUGAGCCUCACCAACAUUUACGCUCCUCCAGCCCCAUCACUGAUGCUGCAUUCCCUCCCUAUGACUUCCUGGCUCAUGCUACCGGAUGGAGUCACCGUAGAAGUAAUUGUCGUUAACCAAAUCGACGCAGGACACAUGUUUGUACAGCAGCACACGCACCCCACGUUCCAUGUGUUGCGCAGUCUGGACCAGCAGAUGUAUGUCUGCUAUUCUCAGCCUGGAAUUCCAACUCUGCCCACUCCAGUAGAAGUCGGUGUGAUCUGUGCUGCUCCGGGCUUGGAUGGCGCUUGGUGGCGGGCUCAGGUUGUCGACUACUUCAAAGAUAACAACGAAGUGGAGAUCAGAUACGUGGACUACGGAGGAUACGAGAGAGUUAAAAUCAACACACUCAGGCAGAUCAGGUCUGAUUUUGUAACUCUACCCUUCCAAGGAGCAGAAGUUUUAUUAGACAAUGUGGUGCCGCUUUCAGACGAGGAUCACUUUUCAUCAGAAGCUGACUCAUCCGUUAGUGAAAUGACCAGAGGUACACCUCUGCUGGCACAGGUCACAAACUAUGACAGUGCAACAGGCCUGCCUCUUAUCCAGCUGUGGAGUAUGAUGGGAGAUGAGGUGGUGUCAAUAAACAGAGCUCUGGUGGAAAGAGGAUUUGCUCAGUGGAUUGACAGUUACUAGUAAACUCUGAGAGGCCCCAAGCGACCCUUUUUUCUAAAAAAAUAAA